AGAGCUAAUCUUCCUCAAAAAAAAAAAAAAGAUUAAAUUACAAGACACCCAAGGGAGAACAGACUCAAAUAAAAAUUUAAUAAGGGGCCUUGAAGAAAGAAAGAAUAUCAAUCAAGAGAGUGAAAAUGAGAUAAAGAAGGAGAAGGGUCAGAAGAAAGUAAUAGAACCAAGAUAGAGAAGGAAUCAGAUGUGUAUUAUUGGAGUUCUGACAAAAACCUAAACAAUGAACCAGAACUGAUAUUUAAUAUUAUAAUCCAAGAAAACUGUCCAUAAAUCUGCACUUUGAAAGGGCCCUCUGGGAACCUUGGAAAAUUAACCCAGAACAAUCCACUUUUAGACAUAUUCUUGCAAAACUCUUGGGUUUCAAAGAUUUUUCUCUUUUUUUAAAUCCUCAAGAUCUCCAGGCAGAAGGAUCAAAUAACUUACAAAGGCAAAAGAAUUAGGAUGGCAUCAGGCUUUAAAAAAUGAACAUACAAAGCAAGACAACAAGGGAGCAGCAUUUUGGAAACAUUCUACUCUUGAAAGCUCGAACCAAGGAUUGUAUAUUCAAACAAGCUGUCCAAGCGUCAAGGCUACAGGGAAGAGUUGUCUGCCUUUCAACAAGUACCGAUGGAAUUCUGCACCUGUGUGCCAAUCUGAACGAGAAUGCACUUCAACCAAGACACGACAGGAAGAAUGCGCAUCUGAAAAUUUUUCAAGGAAAAAAACUGGGGACUUGAACACAGAGAGGCGGGGCUUGCAAAGGAUCUUCAGGGACGGACUACGCUUCCCCGGAGGCUCUGCGCUGACUGCCCCUGACCUCCCGACAAGCUCCGCGCGCUUUCCGCGCCAGCUUUGGCCUUAGCUAGUGAGCGAUCAAACCGCGGCGGAGGAUGGAGAGCAGCGACGAGGUAGCCGUCCACAAACACCGCAUCCACUUACGCACCGCCACGCUCCGCGACGCCGCCCCCGUCACGCUGCACCUUCUGCCCUGCGAGGUCCCGGUUAACCAGCCCGCCCCCGUGGGGCGCUUCUUCACCCCGGCCAUCCGCCAGGGUCUCGGUGGACUCGAAGUGUCGUUUCGCGGCCGCAAACUACGGGGCGAGGAAGUGUCGGUGCCACCCGGCCUCGUGGGAUACGUGAUGGUGAUGGAAGAGAAGCAUGACUUCUCGGAGGGUUCGGAGAAUAACGAAGAGCAAGGGGAGCAAGAGCUGGUGGAAUCCCCGGAGGCGCUGGAGCGGGACUUCGACUGCUUUAUCGGAGCCACUGCCAGUUUCAGCCGCUUCACCCUGUGGGGCCUGGAGACCAUCCCUGGCCCAGAUGCCAAAGUGCGCGGGGCCCUAACCUGGCCCAGCCUGGCCGCAGCGAUUCACGCACAGGUGCCUGAAGACUGAGAACCAGAGCUUGAAAUUGAAAGCCGCUGACCCCUUCACCCCAAUAAACCAGCUCUUCACUUUGAA
Messenger RNA from Equus caballus (horse), 1439 nucleotides. RefSeq names its product ribonuclease H2 subunit C (gene RNASEH2C). The record is from RefSeq and is a predicted model, not a curated record. Lineage: Eukaryota; Metazoa; Chordata; Mammalia; Perissodactyla; Equidae. Gene Ontology annotation, cellular component: ribonuclease H2 complex. Gene Ontology annotation, biological process: RNA catabolic process.